AUUACUCAACAGAUGGUCAGUUUUCUCGCUUCACUUUACAGCGAGCCCAUCCGGUCCCACCCCAUCGACCAUCACCAUUAAUCAGGAUUGAGGAGGCCAGCCAUGGCGGAAGAGGGGAAGAGCAGCAGCGGAGUGCGGGUGUGCGUCACCGGAGGCGCCGGGUUCAUCGGCUCGUGGCUCGUCAAGAAGCUCCUCGAGAGAGGCUACACCGUCCACGCCACCCUGCGGGACACCGGUGCGCGCGGCGUGCUCCUCCGUCUCAUGGCGCCUCGCUCCGAUCCACCGCGUCGCGUCGGGGAAUCCGCCAAAAAGCUCAAGGAGCGGAGGCUGGUCGCCGAUCGGCUCCUGUGUGUGGUUGCCCGGUUCAGAUAUCUGAUUCCGAUUCGUCUGGUGGCCGCAGGGGACGAGGAGAAGGCCGGGCUGCUGCGGCGGCUGGUCCCCGCCGCGGCGGAGCGGCUGCGGUUGUUCGAGGCCGACCUCUUCGACGCCGCCACCUUCGCGCCGGCGAUCGCUGGGUGCCGGUUCGUCUUCCUCGUCGCCACGCCGUACGGGCUCGAAGCCGCCAGCUCCAAGUAUAAGACCACGGCGGAAGCAGCAGUGGCCGCGGCGCGCGUGAUCCUUCGGCAGUGCGAGGAGUCGCAGACGGUGAAGCGCGUGAUCCACACCGCCUCCAUAGCGUCCGCCUCGCCGCUGAAGGAGGGCGGCGCCGGCGCCGGCUACAAGGAUUUCAUCAGCGAGUCUUGCUGGACCCCGCUCAACGUUGACUACCCUCUGCGCAGCGCGCACUUCGACGAGUACAUACUGUCGAAGCUGCAGUCGGAGCGGGAGCUCCUGAGCUACAAUGCCGGCGAGCGCCCGGCGUUCGAGGUGGUGACCCUGCCCCUGGGCCUCGUCGCGGGCGACACGGUCCUCGGCCGCGCCCCGGAGACGCUGGAGCACGCCGUGUCGCCGGUGUCCCGGAACGGGCCCUCCUUCGCGUUCCUGCGCCUGCUGCAGAGGCUGCUCGGCUCGCUGCCGCUGGUGCACGUGGACGACGCCUGCGACGCGCUCAUCUUCUGCGCGGACCAACCCUCCGUCGCCGGCCGGUUCCUCUGCGCCGCCGCCUACCCGACCAUCCACAACGUCGCCGCCCACUUCGCCAGCAGGUUCCCCAAUCUCGACGUCCUCAGAGAGACGGAGGCGGUGGCGAGGGUGCAGCCUGCCGAGGACAAGCUGGGCGCGCUGGGCUUCAGGUACAGGUACGGCAUGGAGGAGAUCCUCGACGGCAGCGUUGCCUGCGCGGCGAGGUUGGGUUCUCUCGACGUGGCCAAGCUCAGCGUGCAGAAAGAGUGAAAAAGCAGGAAGGCUCAUGCGUUUUAGGUUUUGAGUUUUUUAAGUGUUUUGCACGUUCCAAACUGCCACUGAAUCUAGCAAACUUGAACAGUUGAACGUGACCUGGCUGUACCUUCAUCGUGCAUGUUAAAUUCGGUGUUUGGCUUUUCCUAUUGUGAGCGUAAGCCCUGCUUGCAGGCUUGUGUUUCGUACGGAAUGUGAACUGUAUCCCAAAAAAUUCUACCUGCAUUUUAUUCCCCUUUUGGGACUAAAA
Messenger RNA from Panicum hallii, 1585 nucleotides. Its product is annotated as putative anthocyanidin reductase. The transcript is spliced from 4 exons. The record is from RefSeq and is a predicted model, not a curated record. Gene Ontology annotation, molecular function: oxidoreductase activity, acting on the CH-OH group of donors, NAD or NADP as acceptor. Bases 103 to 1332 code for a protein of 409 amino acids. Lineage: Eukaryota; Viridiplantae; Streptophyta; Magnoliopsida; Poales; Poaceae.